CCGUCCGACUCCCAGUUGCUCGUCAUCUCCUGGCGACCGCAGAGUCUCGUUUCGCGCCAAGCAGUUGCAGGAUUUUCUUACCUCUCUGACAAAAUAACCUGACACCAAAACUACGGGAAAACUGCUUCAUGAUGGACAUCAGGCGGUUCUUUGCACCGGCUGCGGGGAAGCCUGCGGUGCAGAAACCAGCCCCAAACGGAAACCUGAGAGCAGAGGAGAACAAGAAGAAGAAGAACAAGCCUCUGUCUCCAGACGAGGAGGUGGAACAGAAAAACAAAAAGCCCCCCAAGGCCAAUAGCUCCAAAACAGAGGGGAAACGCAAGGAUAGUGAGAAAAAACGAAAGAAGCACGCAGUCAUAGAGUCAGAUUCGGAUGAGGAGGAGAAAGUGAAGAAGUCAAAGAAAUCCCCAAAAGAGAAACAGAAGACCAGCAAGGCAGCGUCAUCUCCCAAAAAAGAUCCUGUGCAGUAUGUCUCUGAAACAGACUCAGACAGCGACAACUUCAAAUCCCUGAAGAAGGUCUCCAAAGCCAAGCAGAACGACAAGUCCAAACCAAAAAAGUCAGAUGCAGAGAGUGCGCGUCGAGGGGCCAAAGAGAAGCCGAAGACUCCUGUCAAGCCCCAAGCCUCCACACAGGGGAAAACUGGGGUGAAGUCUCCUCCUGUGCCGGUCACGCCUAAAUCGGCCCCACCUCCUAAGCCCAAACAAACCCCCACCUCAGUAUUUGACUACUUUGGUAGCGGGACUAUUCAGCGCUCAGACAAGAAGCUGGUAGCCAGCACCAAACGAAAGGCUCCAACUCAGGACUCAGAUGAUCUGAUCAGUGAUGAGGAAAUCGCCAGACAGCUGCAGAUGGAAGAGGACAUGGAGCUGGAAAAGCAGGUCCAUGAGGACGAGGAGUUUGCCAAAACGCUGGCCAUGCUGGACAAGGAGCCACAGGCGAAAAAGGCUCGUAAAGGCUCUGAUGAAAAACAAGCCCCUGCCACAAUUCCCAGAAAGAGCUGCACAGACUCUGCUGCUGGCAGCACAAGCACCCCGUCGAAGACCAACCGCAGCAUGUCGGAGGAUAUGAUCAGUCCGUCACCUAAGAAGAACCUUGCCCCUGUCAAAGCCAGCUCCAAACUGGCCACGAUGAAGAAAAAGGAUGAAGAGAAAGACCUAGGGCCAAAGAGCAAAACCCCCAUUUCACCCACAAAAAUGAAAAUCUCUCCCAGAAAGGAACCCCCCACUUCGUCAAGCUCAGAUAUGAAGUUCACACCCAAAACAGGAACAACACCCACUGCACUUAAAAGUUCCCCCAAGAAACCAGAGAGCACAAGCACUAGUCCUGAAGACGCUGAGAAGAAGAAAGUCAACUCUUCAGCUUACAGGAACUACCUCAACAGAGAUGGACCACGAGCUCUGGGCUCCAAGGAAAUCCCAAAGGGAGCAGAGAACUGUUUGGAGGGCUGUGUGUUUGUGUUGACUGGGGUCAUGGAGUCCAUGGAGAGGGAUGACGCCAAAGCCCUCAUCGAGCGCUAUGGAGGCAAGGUGACGGGUAACGUCAGCAAAAAGACCACUUACCUGGUGCAGGGCAGGGACAGCGGAGCCUCGAAGCUUGAGAAGGCAGAGAGUUUUGGUACCAAGAUCUUGGAUGAGGAUGGUCUGUUGGAGCUGAUCAGAACCAAACCAGGAAAGAAGUCCAAGUAUGAGCUUGCUGCAGAGGCGGAGAGCAAAGCCUCAAAGACCAGGACUCCUCCCAGCCAGACUUCAAAGGGCACCCCCAAAUCCCAGAAGAUCUCUCCCUCCAAGGGUAAUUCCACGUCUCCUCACACCCCAAGCCCGUCAAAGACCGGCCUGGCACAAGGUGGCAGGACCGGAGGUGGUGGCACUCCCCUUGGGAGAGGCUCUGGUCACGCGGCCCGGAGGGAGCUGGCCCUUUCCUCCUCUUCCGCCUGCUCACCUUCAGCCCCAGGAUCAUCAUUCCCAUCAUCAACUCAGGAGGACGCCAGUCUGCUGUGGGUGGACAAGUACCGCCCGCGCUCGCUGAAGACUGUGAUUGGCCAGCAGGGGGAUCAGAGCUGUGCCAAUAAGCUGCUACGCUGGCUGCAGAGCUGGCACAAAAACCACAGCGCCCCUGCUUCCAAGCCAGCAGCAAGGUUUGGUAAGUUUGGAGGAGGAAAAGAUGAUGGAUCAGGAUAUAAGGCUGCUCUGCUCUCUGGACCUCCAGGGGUGGGGAAAACCACCACUGCUGCCCUGGUGUGCGAGGAGUUGGGCUUCAGCUACGUGGAGAUGAACGCCAGCUGUACUCGCAGCAAAAACAGCCUGAAGGAAGUCAUCGCAGAGUCACUUAACAACACGAGCAUUGAGAACUUCUACAAAGGCACGUCUCAGACGGUGAGCAGUAAACACGUCCUGAUCAUGGACGAGGUUGAUGGCAUGGCUGGCAAUGAGGACCGUGGAGGAAUCCAGGAGAUGAUCGGCCUGAUCAGAAGUUCAAAGAUUCCCAUCAUCUGCAUGUGCAACGAUCGCAACCAUCCGAAAAUCAGGUCACUGGCCAACUACUGCUUCGAUCUGCGCUUCCAGAGGCCACGAGUGGAACAGAUCAAGGCAGCCAUGAUGUCCGUCGCUUUUAAGGAAGGAAUCAAGAUCCCACCCCCAGCUCUUAACGAAAUUAUCCUGGCUUCCAAUCAGGAUGUCCGACAGGUGAUCCACAACCUGAGCAUGUGGUCGGCUAAAGACAAGGUGAUGACGUACGACCAGUGCAAGUCCGACGCAGCCAGAGCUCGCAAGGACAUGAAAAUGGGGCCAUUUGACGUUUGCAGGAAGGUGUUUUCCUUGGGAGAGGAGACUGCCCGCAUGAGCCUCAUCGACAAGUCCGACCUCUUCUUCCACGACUAUUCACUAGCACCACUCUUCAUCCAAGAGAACUACCCGCACGUUCGUCCAGCUGCUGCCGGUGGAGAUCUGAAGUCCCACCUGGUGUUGCUCAGCAAGACGGCGGACUCCAUCUCUGAUGGAGACCUGGUGGACAGACGGAUCCGCUCUGGGCAGAACUGGUCACUGCUGCCUACCCAGGCCAUCUAUGCCAGCGUGUUGCCAGGCGAGCUCAUGAGAGGCUACAUGAGUCAGUUCCCCACAUUCCCCGGCUGGCUCGGCAAGAACUCCUCCACCAAUAAACACUCCCGUAUCGUCCAGGAGCUGGCCUCACACAUGAGCUUAAAGACGCUGGGCAGCAGACAGGCGGUGAACCUGGACUACCUGCACUACCUGCGGCAGGCGCUGCUGAGUCCACUUCAGAGGCACGGAGUGGACGGCGCCGGUCAAGCUGUGCAGCUGCUGGACGACUACCAGCUCAUCAAGGAGGAUGUGGACAGCAUCAUGGAGAUCAGCAUCUGGGGCGGACAGCCUGACCCCUACUCCAGACUGGACUCUAAGGUGAAGGCAGCUUUCACGCGGGCCUACAACAAAGAAGUUCACCUGACGCCGUACUCCCUGCAAAGUGUGAAGAAGGGCCGCCGUGGUGGAGAGUCUGAGCUGGGAGGGGAGGAGAUGGACAACGAACUUCAGGAGUCUGAGGACGAAGGGGAGGGCCUCAAAGCCGACGCUAUGAUCAAACAGAAGAAGGCCAAGGCCAGCAGGGAGUCAAAGAAGGAGAAGAAAGAAGAUUCUGGGAAGGGCAAGGGGAAAGGCAAGGGGAAAGGCAAGGCUAAGAAAUGACCAGGGGAGGAAAACAAACUGUCCUCGCCUGUGCCCCCACAGACUAAUAUUUUUCUCUGCACUUUUCUCUGCACAACGAUUCCGUAAUGAGCAUCAGAAAGCAGUGAAACUGCCGUUAAACCCUGCAGGCAACCCAUCUGUCCCUCAGCCAAACACUUGACUCUAACCACACUGGCUGAGGAAAUGUCUUUCCUGUUUUUUUGGGUUUGUUUUUUUUUUUAAACUUCCUGUCAUGUUUCCAUGAGAGCAUCUCCAUACUGAGCAAAUGAUGCAUAUUAUCUGCUUGCUCCUCGUUAUCAUGUCUGUACGCCUCUGUAGGAACGUGUGUCUCAGCGGGAGUGGGGUGCAUUCCUUCAGUCAUCUAUUUGUGGUCCUGAUGUCGAGCCUGUACAUAAUGUGACUGACGUGAAAGAUGUUACCUUUUGCUACAACUAAAGAACAAUAAUACUUUUGCUUUUGCUAUACGGUUAGCACUGAUAACCCUGUAAAUUUCAAUUUUGUAAAGAUUUCAUGAGGAUUAAUAGAGAAAUAUGUCGUU
Messenger RNA from Xiphias gladius (swordfish), 4236 nucleotides. RefSeq names its product replication factor C (activator 1) 1 (gene rfc1). The record is from RefSeq and is a predicted model, not a curated record. The coding region runs from base 129 to 3698 and encodes 1189 amino acids. The transcript is spliced from 23 exons. Gene Ontology annotation, molecular function: DNA clamp loader activity; DNA binding; DNA clamp unloader activity. Lineage: Eukaryota; Metazoa; Chordata; Actinopteri; Istiophoriformes; Xiphiidae. Gene Ontology annotation, biological process: DNA repair; DNA replication. Gene Ontology annotation, cellular component: DNA replication factor C complex; nucleus.